CAAAAUCCUGGAAACUUGCCGCCUCGAUCGAUGGUGGUUUGGCCUCUGGGAGUUUUACUUUUCUUCCUUUUUCCACCCUUUACAACAACAACAAUCUGCCGCAGUCUUCAAGUCACCGGUUGCCCUCCUACGCCGCUUCUCACGUUUUCCUAACCGGUUGCUUGCAAUUUACAAUCUACAGUUCGUUUUUGUCCGCCGGGUCUGUUUCUUUUCCUUCUUUUCCCCUCGCUUCUGAUGAGGACGGUCUUCCUCCCUUCAACCAGCGAUCCCCACCCCACUCCCACUUUACAACAUCCGUGUCCUUGGAAACUCGAUAUAAUCGCCCACCCCGUCGUCGAUCACCCACCAGCCAAGUCAAGCUGCAACUUCCCACCUGCUAUUACCCACGCACGCAACUCCAAAGGUAUUUCCGACCACCACUUUUCUGUUUAGCCUUCCCAACCUCAGUUUCCCAAAAUGGCGGGUAUCUUCCGAACGAUCUAUGACUGGCUCCUGAGGAUGUUCUGGGCGACAGAGAUGGAUGUCACCAUGAUCGGACUCCAGAAUGCAGGGAAGUCUUCCCUGUUGCGUGUACUUGCGGGGGGCGAGUUCACUGUAGAUUCGAUUCCCACCAUCGGGUUUAACACAAAGCGUGUCCAGAAAGGACAUGUGACUCUGAAGUGCUGGGAUCUCGGAGGACAGCCGCGAUUCCGACCGAUGUGGGAGCGGUACUGCCGGGGCGUCAAUGCGAUCGUUUACAUCGUGGAUGCAGCCGAUCGCGCGGCCCUGCCCGUCGCCACCGAGGAGCUGCAUGACCUGAUGAAGAAGUCCGCGCUCGAUGGGAUCCCCCUGCUCGUGCUGGGGAACAAAUCGGAUCUCCCAAAUAAGUUAUCGGUCGAUGAUCUGAUCGAAGCGAUGGACCUAAAGUCCAUUACCCACCGCGAGGUGAGCUGCUAUGGUAUCAGCGCGAAAGAAGAAACGAACCUCGAUGCGGUCCUGCACUGGUUGAUUGCCCGUGCCAGCCGCUAGAUGUCAAAUCCAAGGACGGCACCAGAGCGACUUGACCCAGUAGUCCCUGCCAUCCUUUUAUUCUUGGUCCCAGACACGAGAUCAAGAACCGUAGACUGCAACCGUUGCGCGCGGCUCGCGGCCUCAUUGUAACGAUGUGAACGUUUUUGUGAGCCAGGCACAUUGUCCCAUUUGUUAACGAAGCCUUCUGUUUCAUGGUUGUCGCAUUGGAGUUAUUCGC
Aspergillus homomorphus CBS 101889 is the source of this 1228-nucleotide messenger RNA. RefSeq names its product ADP-ribosylation factor-like protein. Gene Ontology annotation, biological process: protein transport. Bases 457 to 1008 code for a protein of 183 amino acids. NCBI's taxonomy places the organism in Eukaryota, Fungi, Ascomycota, Eurotiomycetes, Eurotiales, Aspergillaceae. Gene Ontology annotation, cellular component: lysosomal membrane. The record is from RefSeq and is a predicted model, not a curated record. Gene Ontology annotation, molecular function: GTPase activity; GTP binding. The transcript has 6 exons.